Messenger RNA from Teleopsis dalmanni, 2005 nucleotides. Its product is annotated as exostosin-1-like. The coding region runs from base 33 to 1262 and encodes 409 amino acids. Gene Ontology annotation, cellular component: membrane. Gene Ontology annotation, molecular function: glycosyltransferase activity. The transcript is spliced from 6 exons. NCBI's taxonomy places the organism in Eukaryota, Metazoa, Arthropoda, Insecta, Diptera, Diopsidae. The record is from RefSeq and is a predicted model, not a curated record.
UUUAUAUAAUUUAGCAUCAAACAUAUUUGUUAAUGAAUCUUUUUCUCCAGAUUCCUGAUAUGGUCCGUUCUAUUCCUGCUGAACGUAUAUUCGCGUUAAGACAACAAACACAAGUACUAUGGGAAAGAUAUUUUGGAUCUAUUGAAAAGAUUGUUUUUACAACGUUCGAGAUAAUUCGUGAACGCUUGCCUGAUUAUCCAGUUCGGAGUACAUUUAUAUGGAAUACAUCUCCUGGUGCUUUACUUACUCUUCCUACAUUUGCAGAUAGUUCAAGAUAUUUGCCGUUUCAGUUGGAUUCAUUGUAUAUGGAACCACGUCACAACUAUACAGCAGUUAUCUAUGUGCAAAUAGGUGCCCCACUUUCUACAAAUUCUGCUCUUUAUAAACUAGUCAGAACAAUUGCUAAAAGUCAAUUUGUAGAUAAGAUAAUUAUUUUAUGGGCUGCUGAUCGUCCAAUUCCUUUAAAAAAACGUUGGCCAACAACAUAUCACAUACCAUUCCAUGUAAUAUCGAUAAGUGGCUCUAUUCAGAUAAUAAAACAGCAUAAUGCUAACCAAGCCGGUUCCUUUGCUAAUUUUGUAAAUAAACUAGGCAAUGAAAAAGAUCAGGCUGAGCCACACAAUACAGCAUAUACUGCUGAAACGACUGAAGAACGACCUAGCAUAUCAGAACGCUUUUAUCCAUAUCCUGAAAUUCAAACAGAUGCUGUACUUUCAUUAGAUGAAGAUGCAAUACUCAACACAGACGAACUGGAUUUCGCAUAUACUGUAUGGCGUGAUUUCCCUGAUCGAAUUGUUGGCUAUCCUGCUCGAGCACAUUUUUGGGAUGAUGCAAAGAAUGCUUGGGGUUAUACAUCAAAGUGGACUAACUACUAUUCGAUUGUGCUAACAGGUGCAGCUUUUUAUCAUCGCUAUUACAACUAUUUGUACACCAACUGGUUGUCGUUACUACUUUUAAAGACUGUACAGCAAUCUUCAAAUUGUGAAGAUAUAUUGAUGAAUUUGCUGGUAUCUCACGUAACAAGAAAACCGCCGAUCAAAGUAACGCAACGCAAAGGGUACAAAGAUCGAGAAACAGGGCAUUCACCAUGGAAUGAUCCCGACCAUUUUAUACAAAGGCAAAGUUGUUUAAAUACCUUUGCGGCAGUUUUCGGUUACAUGCCAUUGAUUCGGUCAAAUUUGCGAUUAGAUCCAGUUUUGUAUCGAGAUCCAGUUUCCAACUUACGUAAAAAAUACCGUCAGAUAGAAUUAGUUGGUAGCUAGCGUUACACCAAUUGACUCUAUAAAUAAAUUAGGUCAAGCGGCCAUAAAUACACAAAUACAUAAACACCUAUUAACCAUGUACACAUAACAUGCAAUAGUAUGCGAAGUCAAAUAUUAAUGUUAAUUAAAAGUUAAUUAAAAUAAUUAUAUAAUAAUUAUAUAAGCUUAAGCAAAUAUAAUAUGUAAUGUAAAAAUUGAUACUUACUAGAGUAUAAAUAUUAGAGCAUAAAGAACACAGAUAUUAAAAAAAAAGAAUGCCAUAUGCUUAUGACUAAGCAAACCGUAAAGGAACAAACAAUAAAUUACCAAUUUUUAUUCCAAGUAAUAAGUUAACACACACACAAAAGGAGGAAACACAUAUGUUAUGAAUAUGUAUGUAUUUUAAGUAGCCGAUGUUUUACAAUUUUCUAUGUUUUGUUAUAUAUUUUAUACACAAUAUGAUAUAUGUAUAUAUAUAUAUCUAUACGAGUUUAUAAGGAAGUUUAGAUAAAAACUUAACUGAAACUGAAAAGUAACAAUAAUUAUAUUUUCUAGAUAAAUUAAAUAAAACUGAUCUUUUGUAAAUGUUGCAAUUUUCUAAGCGAAGUUAAAUUUUUAUAAAUGCACACUCGAAAAUAUCCUGUAUGCUAGUGUGAGUAAAUGUGAACAGAAUGCGUCACAAAUUCCAACCCUUUUUUUUUUAAUUUGUCCACAUAUUAAAAUAAUAGGAUAAAUUUAUAAAUAUACAUCAGAUGUACGCAUUC